AACAACCAAUAUAUCAUAUCAUUUUCUACUAUUUUUCCCUUCUUCUCACUUUCUUUCCUAAACCAAACAGUGUAAAUCUCUUCUCGCAUCCCAUCUUGUCCUCUCAACCUUUACCGACUGACCACUGAUCCGCCGUCAGCAGCUUAUCAGCGCCAUCACCAACAACCGUAUCCUCCCUUCUCUUCUCUCUUCCAUUUGCGCUCCUUCCCUCUACAGUCUUCCCGUUUCUGCUCUCGGCCUCUGCACGCGAUCACCUUCCCCGGUCUCUCUCCCAUUCUCGUGGCGCUGUUCCACCCACCGUUCGGCCUCCAUGGAAAUUCCCUGGGUCACUCCGCUCCAUCAGUGGCUCUCCUAGCCUUCAACAGUGAAGAUUUUGGGGGUUGCCUUAAAUUAGGAAGGAGGGAAGCGAGGCAUUCAUCCGUUUGAUGAAAAUGAAGUCUCCAUAUAAAUCAAUGAUGGAUCUUGAUGUACAUAAGAUCAUAUUGGAUAUCUCUAACAAGAUAUCAAGCAAUGGUAGAUUUUAGGCAUGAUUUGAAGUGAGGAUAGAUAAAUUGUUUUGAAAUCAGCUGUUGUUGAAGCUUUUUGAAGAGGUUUCCACUUCAAUCUUUGUACAAACCCCGUCCUCUGCAAUAUUUUUUGCCCUUCCCAUCAAUUGUUUCUUCUUACGACGGAGGGUGGUUUCUGUUGAAGGACUAGUGUGUGGGAGGUCACAAGAUCAAUGACAUAUGAUAACAUCAUUUUGUGUCGUUUGGCACUUAUAGUUUCCCUAUGUUUGCUCACCUGAAGCAAGAUACACCAAUCCAUUGUAAACUAGGAGGAAAAAAAUCGAGGAUAAUAAAACUAAAAGGAAGAUGAAAGGUGUGAGUGUUUCGCUGUCUUGGAGAUAUCGACAAGGUGCAAGUUUAGGUGUGGUGAUGUAUGAGUAAUAACAAUCCUAAAGAAGGCAUAUUCAAGAACAAAAUAGUGUUGGUUGCAAUGGCCCUUGAUGCAACAACCUUUGAAAGCCUAAGCCCUUCUCGAUUUGUCUCCUUCACUCUACCCAAUCCAACUUGUUCACAUUCACUGCUCCGAGUUGCUGUCCUUGACUCACCACUUCAAUCCACUCAUCCACCUCAUGUUGCUGCUAUGUUAGUUCCUCAAGGCCGUGAAACUGAUUGGAUCUUCUCUACCAAAUUCGGUCAUCUCCAACUUCUCUUCACUUCUCCAGGAAUAUCCCGUUUGAUUUUGAUAGGAAACCAACUCAACGAAUCUGAUUUUGAUUCUUCACCAUAUAUUUAUCACCGUCCUUUAAAAUGCUCACUACAUCAUCAAGGAUUUGAGGUGUGGUCAAAACCACUUCUUCUAGCUUUGUCUCCCAAAUCUUUGUUCAAAAAUUGCAUCCCUGAGAUACCUAUUAUGAGUUAUGAAGAUAACUUAGUUUCUAGUGUAGUAAUACAUCAAUGUGCAAGUUCUCAUGUUGGUGAAAUGUUGGUUGAAGAUGUCGAAAUUGAAACUCAGAGUGAUAUGCAUCAUGGUUGCCUUAGAAUGGAAUUUCGAAGGCGUUUGAGGUUCAAGAGAAUGCCUAAUCUGAUUCAAACAGAGGUGCUUAUUGCUCCGGAGAUAGAUCCUGGUUCUAAUACUGUACGUAUUGGAGAGGCAAAGUUUGUUCCUGAUCUUCGGGUUUUGGUUCACCCUUACUUGGCACCUAUGGUGGCUAGUCUUUCAUUGAUUAGUGAAUAUAUAGAGCAACAAAUUCAAAAUGGGUUUAGACCAAAAGCUUUAUGCCUUGGUGUUGGAGGUGGGGCUUUGCUAACUUUUCUUGCAAUUCAAUUAGGUUUUGAGGUCAUAGGUGUUGAUAGUGAUAGGGAGGUUUUGAAAGUGGCAAAGAACUACUUUGGAUUGGAAGACUCUGAAUUUAUACAUGUUAUUGUUGGAGACGCCAUUAAAUAUAUGAAGAAACUUGCUUACCAUAGAACACUUCACAGUAAGAGUUCUUCUGUUGAUCAUUGUGAGCAUGAUGGUUUUGACCACUUGGUGAAUGGUGAGGUCACUGCUCAUAAAUUUGAUGUUGUUAUGGUCGACUUGGAUUCGACCGAUGUAAGAAAUGGUAUAAGUUCUCCACCCUUGGAAUUUGUUAGAAAGCGUGUUGUUCUUGCUGCUAAAUUAGUUCUUUCUGAAUUUGGAAUUCUUGCUAUUAAUAUCAUUUCUCCAAGUCAGUCCUUCUAUGACAAAUUGGUUAAUCAUUUUCAGAAAGUUUUCCAUGAGUUGUACAAGAUAGAUGUGGGGAAUGGUGAAAAUUGUAUUCUUAUUGCCUCAAUAUCCCCUCAGGUUUUUUCAGAUAGAGAUUGUAGUAACUCUUUUCUUUUGCGGCUGAAAUCAGUCAUUCCAGAAACAUAUAUAAAUUCCAUAAGGAAGAUAUAAUGUCUCACUUGUUGAAGCAAGUGCUUUUUAAAAAUCUUUCACCUCACAUUUUGCACUUCCAAACUAAUUGAAGAUGUAUUAGUUUUGAUACUGUGAUGCAAGAUGAAGAAUGUUUCUCUCGUGCAUCAUUGCCCUUCUUUAGAGAAGCUGCUUUAAGUCAAAUUGUUGCCAUCAGUAUUGGUUAAUUUGAAAGUUGUACUCAUACUUUAUCAUUAAGGAAGCUUAAUGGAAGAUUGUAUUCAAUAUUCUUAUCUUUCUGCUACCAAGUAUGAAAAGAUGCUACCUUUGAACAAUGAUUUGUGGAGAUGAGAGAGAUAAUAAAUUAUAGCUGUAAAGAUUGCA
Molecule: messenger RNA, 2742 nt
Organism: Cicer arietinum (chickpea)
Lineage: Eukaryota; Viridiplantae; Streptophyta; Magnoliopsida; Fabales; Fabaceae
Source: RefSeq, a predicted model, not a curated record